Messenger RNA from Ceutorhynchus assimilis (cabbage seed weevil), 780 nucleotides. The record is from the annotation of a GenBank genome assembly. Lineage: Eukaryota; Metazoa; Arthropoda; Insecta; Coleoptera; Curculionidae.
CCGUUUGUCCAUUUUCCAUUUCAUCAUUCGCAAUAUGCAAAAUCCCAAUAUUUUCCUAAAAUGGCAAACAUUUUAGAAGAAAAACUACGCGAAGCGUCAUGCUUAGGUGACCUAGAAGGCGUAGAAACCUUGCUAGCACGCAACACCGACGUUAAUUCCCAAAAUCCAGUUAACGGAUGGACUGCUUUGCAUUGGGCUUGCAAACGAGGCAACGAAAGAGUCGCGAGGCUUUUGCUGAGCCACGGGGCUGACAAAAAUGUGAGAAAUUUCAAACAGGAAACACCCAGCGAUAUUUGUACUUAUUCGAACAUUAGAGAUCUAUUGGGGGCUGCUGGUAGGCUUCCGAAACAAGGAGAUUGUCAAACAUUCGUCCCGAAUUAUAUUAGAAACGCCCCACUGAAUGGACAAGUGGAAUUGGGCAUCAAACAACCAGAUUUUCUUAGUAGUAUGCAAAAAACUGCCUUGCCAACAACACAAAAUGAUGAUCUAGUGCUAAAAGUCCGCCUCAGCCAUUCCCCAGACCCGGACUUCAUCGAAAUCGAAAUUCCUAAGUGGAAACUGACCUACAACGCCCUCCUGAAAAUUUGCUGCGAAGAAUUGCAAAUAGCUGAGUCGCAAGUGGAAAGAAUCCGAAAAUUGCCGAACACUAGAUUGCGAAACGACAACGACGUUAAACGAUUAACCGAUUUUCAAGCUUUGGAAAUUGUUUCAAUUACUACUGAUAAAAGUGGCAAUUGCUAUCAGAGCAUUGAUUGCAAAGAUCAAACUAUAUUAUAUUAG